AUGUGCUACUUUGAACAAACACGAUGGAUCUGUGGCUACUGGCGCUGGGGGCACUUUCGUCAACAAUGCAAUAAGGAGUACCGGACGGGCGAGACGUGCGGGUUGAAACUCGUCUACAACACAAACAAUGAGCCAGACAAAUGCAAGAUCUGCAAGGAUAUCGACAAAAAGCAACGCAAAUACAUGAAGCUGCAAAGCGAUAUAUACCGGUGGCAACGCGAGGGCAACCGAAAUGCGACGAUCGAGAAGGCCGAGCGAGACAAGAGCGAGGUCGAGGACGCCAUCAGCAGCAUGCAGAUGCAGCACCACAACAGGCAAUACUCGAUGAGUUAG
This is a messenger RNA of Pseudomassariella vexata, 333 nucleotides long. RefSeq lists its product as uncharacterized. NCBI's taxonomy places the organism in Eukaryota, Fungi, Ascomycota, Sordariomycetes, Amphisphaeriales, Pseudomassariaceae. The record is from RefSeq and is a predicted model, not a curated record. The transcript has a single exon. The coding region runs from base 1 to 333 and encodes 110 amino acids.